AUGAAGGUGCUUGGCUCGGCCUGUCAGUCUUCAGAACCUCCGCAGGCUGAUGAUACCCCGGAGAACCCAAAGUCCAAAGAAAACUUCAGGAAUUUCAAGGAGGGGGCGCUGAUUGACCGAGUGUACCACACUUACCUGCUCAUGCACACCAACCAGACGGUGGAAUUUGUGCAGAAGAAGAACGAGCAAUAUGGUGGCUGCAACCUCCGUCAGAUGACCAUCAUGGAGGCCCUGGAGUUGCUGGACAAUGUGGUGGAUGAAUCAGACCCCGAUGUGGACUUCCCCAACUCCUACCACGCCUACCAGACAGCAGAGGGGAUUCGGGAGAAACAUCCUGAGAAAGAUUGGUUCCACCUGGUUGGACUGCUCCAUGAUUUGGGGAAAAUUCUGGCCCUGUCUGGCGAACCACAGUGGGCUGUGGUGGGAGACACCUUCCCAGUGGGUUGCAAGCUGGAGGACUCCAUCGUUUUCAGGGACUCCACCUUCCACGACAAUCCAGACACAAGGAAUCCUCUGUACAC
Messenger RNA from Notechis scutatus (mainland tiger snake), 521 nucleotides. The record is from RefSeq and is a predicted model, not a curated record. Lineage: Eukaryota; Metazoa; Chordata; Lepidosauria; Squamata; Elapidae.